Messenger RNA from Serendipita indica DSM 11827, 1770 nucleotides. The record is from the annotation of a GenBank genome assembly. Lineage: Eukaryota; Fungi; Basidiomycota; Agaricomycetes; Sebacinales; Serendipitaceae.
AUGCUCUCAGUUUUGCCCUCGUCCCACUCACACCCAAAGCGGCUCUUCAGACGCAAGUCUACCAAGACGUCGCAAAAGACGCCAAAGGCUACACUAAAGGCGGAUUUCUCAUCAUUCGUUGAGAGGUAUCCCGAUUAUGCUCAGACGACCGCCCUCGACCGACUUCGAGACGUCGAAUUUGCCCGACUCGAUGGAUCUAAAGAGGUCUAUGUCGAUUAUAUGGGUGGCUGUCUUUGGCCGAAGAGCCUUGUCACCAACCACGCCGACCUGCUCAAAACUGGUCUUUUCGGGAACACCCACUCUGAUAGCCCUUGCGCAACUCGAUCGGAUCAUCACAUUGCCGCAGCUCGUGCUGCCGUCCUCGACUUCUUCGACGCCCCCUCAUCUGACUAUGCCUGCAUCUUCACUGCGAAUGCCACUGGAGCUCUCAAGCUUGUUGGAGAGAGCUUCCCAUUCGGGCCAUCGAGUCAACUCGUCAUUCCCGCCGACUGUCACAAUAGCGUCAACGGCAUUCGUCGUUUCGCAGAAAAUGCUGGCUCAAAGGUACAUUACCUUGGGAGCACUCCUCAUGGCGGCUUUGACGAAGCCGAGGCUUUGACUAUCCUGCGAUCUCCCGGGAAUUCAUCCAGCACACCGUCUCUGUUCAUCGUCACUGGUCAAUCAAAUAUAACGGGCAUUCGCCCGUCACUCUCCGUAUUAGCAGAUGCCAAAGCAGCGGGCUUCUCCACGCUCAUCGACGCCGCGGCGCUUGCCUCCUCCGUGCGCAUCUCUCUUCAGCAAACGCCCAAUGCAGAUGCCAUGGUGGUCAGUUUCUACAAAAUGUUUGGUUAUCCGACAGGAGUUGGUGCGCUAGUAGCGAAAAAGUCGUUCCUUGCGACCCUGGAGAGACGCUGGUUCAGCGGGGGAAGCGUCGAUUUCGUUCAAGCUCCAGGGAAAUUGACGCUACACGCCAAAGACGUCACUGCACGGUUCGAGGAGGGUACAUUGAACUACAGCUCGCUCUCUGCCAUCGCCCCAGGUCUCCAGUUUCUCACGACAUAUAUGCCCUACAUGAUGCUCAGGCUUCCUUCGCUCCACCACUAUCUCCAUACCGCCCUCGAAACCCUUGUUUACCCUGGUACUCAAACGCCGCUCGUCCGUGUCCACACGCGGCUCAGAGACAUGCCUCUCAGUCGCUCGAUAACGACGGCAUCGAAAGAGUCCACCGAGUCCACAUCAAAGCGAUCCGGCUCUCCGCUCCAAUGGGCAAAGCUUGCUAGUUCAUCGCGCACCAGCUCAUUCCUAGGAGCUUUGAACCGUCGGUUCUCCUCACCGUUACCCAGCCCACCUCUUUCCCCAUCCUCGCCACGCUCAGAAUCAUCCCUUGAAGCCGUCACCCGUAGCAAGGGAACGCCUGGCCAAGGAUAUGUGGUGUCAUGCACAUUUUAUCGAAGCACCGGCGAAGUCAUUCCACUCUCGCAUGUUUCGAAACUCGCUUCGAUCGCCGGUAUCUCGCUGCGGACUGGAUGCGUUUGUAACCCUGGUGGAUCCGCGGCGCUCCGUGGGCAAGUCAUCCAAGAGAGAAUGGAGGAACUGUCCAAAUUCGAUGAGGAAACUGUCGAGCUCAAGCAGAUUUGCCAACUUGUCGGCGGACUCAGUAGCGCUGGUGUCGUGCGCUUGAGUCUCGGUAUGGCGAGCAACUUUGAAGACGUGUGGAGAGUCGUGCAGUGGGCACGCACGCUUCUGGACGAAGCAGAGCGAGAUAAGAGGAUUCAAGAUCUGCUCAACUGA